Danio aesculapii is the source of this 2856-nucleotide messenger RNA. RefSeq names its product NACHT, LRR and PYD domains-containing protein 12-like. Gene Ontology annotation, molecular function: protein binding. The record is from RefSeq and is a predicted model, not a curated record. The transcript has 7 exons. Bases 79 to 2856 code for a protein of 925 amino acids. NCBI's taxonomy places the organism in Eukaryota, Metazoa, Chordata, Actinopteri, Cypriniformes, Danionidae.
CACAGACAGGCUACAGCCGUAACAGGAGGAACAGAAAGAUCUGCAGGCAUUAUUUGAGCUGUGAAUGGGUGAAGCACAAUGGCAAAUGUUAAACAGCUGCUCGACAAUACACUCAAUGGACUGUUGGAAGAUGAACUAAAGAAGUUUCGGUGGCGCUUAGUGAAUGACCAUAGAGAUAUUUCAAAAGCCAAAAUGGAGAAUGCAGACAGAUUGGAUACAGUGGAUAAGAUGGUGUCAUGUUUUGGACCAGAAAGAGCUGUGAAGAUCACAGUGGACAUCCUGAGGAAAAUAAACCAAAAUCAAUUGGCUGAAGAGCUGGAAGUAGCACAGAAGCAAGGUGCAGCUUCAGAGAACUGUAAAUCUCCUUCUCUUGAUUACACAAACAUCAGCCAUGAACUAAAAAAGAAAUUAAAGGAGGACUAUGAGCAGGUAUUGGUUGGUAAUUCACAGACAGGUUGUCAGAAGUACCUAGAUGAUAUUUACACUGAUCUAUAUGUGGUGGAGAACGAGACUGGAGGAAGAGAGAAUGACCAUGAGGUGAUACAGAUGGAGUCAAAACACAACCAACAGACAGCCAAAGAUAAACCACUCAAGUGUAAUGACAUGUUUAAAAUUCAGCCUGACACAGGUCGACAAAACAGAAGAGUCCUGACACUGGGGAUCGCAGGAGUGGGAAAAACUGUCUCUGUCAAUAAAUUCAUCCUUGACUGGGCUGAAGGAAAAGACAAUCAGGAAAUAGUCUUCAUAUUUCCACUGCCGUUCCGUAGACUGAAUCUGAUUAAAAAAGAAAAGUACAGUCUCAUAGGUCUGCUUAACAAGUACUUUAGCAGUGCUGGAAGACUGAGCUCUCUUCCUAAAAAACAAGGUAAGGUCAUGUUUAUCUUUGAUGGGCUGGAUGAAUACCGCUUUCAAUUGAACUUUAAGGAGGAUGAUGAAUUUACAGAUGUUGAUAAGGAAAUGACAGUGAGUGAGAUAAUAACAAAUCUCUUAAGGAGACAGCUUGUGCCCUCUUCCCUCAUCUGGAUCACAUCCAGACCAGCGGCAGCCAGUCUGAUAGACCGAAACUACAUUGAUCAGGUGACAGAGGUGCGAGGAUUCAAUGAUGAGCAGAAGGAGCAGUACUUCAUCAAAAACAGCAGUCCUGAGGUUGCUGGAAACAUCUUCUGUCACAUCAGGAAAUCCAGGAGUCUGUACAUCAUGUGCCACAUCCCCGUCUUCUGCUGGAUCUCUCUCAUUGUUCUACAGCCUCUGCUGGGUCAAGAGAGCAAUGACAAAACACCCACAACUCUCACAGAGAUGUACACCAGCUUCUUACUGUCUCAAAAGCAACAGAUGAAAGAAAAAUACAGCAGCAAUUCUGAACCUGAAGCCAAUGCUUGGUCUUUUGAUGACAUUGUUCUGAAGCUUGGGGAACUGGCCUUUAAACAGCUGGAGGAAGGAAAACUGAUUUUCUAUAAAACAGAUCUGGAGAAGUGUGGCCUAGAUGUCAAGGAAGGGUCUGUGUUCUCUGGAUUAUGUACUCGAAUGUUUCAGGAGGAAAACCCCAUUUCAGGGGAACAGGUUUACAGUUUUGUACAUCUCAGCGUUCAGGAGUUCAUUGCUGCUCUCUAUGUGUUUUUUACUUACAACGACAAGAAAACAAAUCCAUUACUUGAUUCCAGGAAAAAGGGACUGACAUGGAAACUCUCUAAAAAAACCUUGUUUAAACUUCAUGAGGCUGCAGUCAAGAAGACUUUACAAAGCAAGAAUGGACACCUGGACCUUUUCCUCCGGUUUCUGCUGGGUCUCUCUCUGGAGUCUAAUCAGAGCAACCUGAAGAAGCUCCUGCCACGACUGGAGCUCGAAACUGGGAACAUCAAAGACACGACUGACUAUAUUAAAAAGAAAAUAGAGAAGGCGAAAUCAGCAGAGAGGACCAUCAACCUCUUCCACUGUCUGAAUGAACUGAAUGAUGACUUUGUGGAGGAACUCCAGAAGAGUCUGAGCUCUGGAAAUCUUACAGCACAGGAUCUGUCCUCUGCUCAGUGGUCGGGUCUGAUGUUUGUGCUCAUGAUGUCAGAAGAGACUCAAGAGAAGUUUGAACUGCAAAAAUACAGAAGAUCUGAUGAAGCACUGAUGAGGCUGAUACCAGUAGUCAAGAACACCAGAAGAGCACUGCUACAGUGGUGUAAUCUCACUGUUCAGUGCUGUGAGAGUUUGUCUUCAGCUCUACAAUCCUCAAACUGUGUCCUGAGAGAGCUGGACCUGAGUAACAAUGACCUGCAGGAUUCAGGAGUGAAGCUUCUCUCUGAUGGACUGAAAACUGUAAACUGUAAACUGGAGACACUGAGAUUUGUCAUGUGUAAACUCACUGCAGAUUCUUGUGAGAGUUUGUCUUCAGCUCUACAAUCCUCAAACUGUGUCCUGAGAGAGCUGGAAUUGAAUAACAAUGACCUGCAGGAUCCAGGAGUGAAGCUUCUCUCCGAUGGACUGAAGCAACCAAACUGUAAACUGGAGAUACUGAGAUUUGUCAUGUGUAAACUCACUGCAGAUUCUUGUGAGAGUUUGUCUUCAGCUCUACAAUCCUCAAACUGUGUCCUGAGAGAGCUGGACCUGAGUAACAAUGACCUGCAGGAUUCAGGAGUAAAGCUUCUCUCUGAUGGACUGACGAGUCCAAACUGUAAACUAGAGACACUGAGAUUUGUCACAUGUAAACUCACAGCUGCUUCCUGUGAGAGUUUGUCUUCAGCUCUACAAUCCUCAAACUGUGUCCUGAAAGAGCUGGACCUGAGUAUCAAUGACCUGCAGGAUUCAGGAAUGAAGCUUCUUUCUGAUGAACUGAAGAGUCCAAACUGUAAUCUGGAGAUACUGAGGUAA